CCCAUGCAAAGAAUCGGGCUACGUAUCACAUUUCUCGUGAGCUGGGGCCCACCCACACUCAGCGAGGUAAACGCUUCAACUUCCUUCUCUCGGAAGCUGGCGCGAAAAAAUCUAAAACUUACGCGCGCGCUAGGUGAAAGUCUAAAUCCAAAAGCCCAUUUCUGCUUUGCUUUCACUUUAAAUCUAUUUCAUCAAACUCACACGCCUACCAACUGUUCGACACAAUUCCCCAAAGAAAAAACUCCGAAGAUGUACGUGGUGAAGCGCGACGGAAGGCAGGAAACCGUCCGCUUCGACAAGAUCACCGCGCGUCUCAAGAAGCUUAGCUAUGGCCUCAGCGUCGAUCACUGCGACCCCGUCCUCGUCUCCCAGAAAGUCUGCGCCGGCGUCUACAAAGGCGUCACCACCACUCAGCUCGACGAGUUAGCCGCUGAGACUGCCGCCGCUAUGACCGCCAACCACCCCGAUUACGCCUCCUUGGCUGCAAGGAUCGCUGUCUCUAAUCUCCACAAGAACACUAAGAAAUCGUUUUCAGAGACGGUUAAGGAUAUGUACAAUCAUGUCAAUGAGAGAUCUGGACUUGACUCUCCUCUUAUUGCUGAUGAUGUUUUUGAGAUCAUUAUGAAGAAUGCUACUCGUCUGGAUAGUGAAAUCAUUUACGACCGUGACUUUGAAUAUGACUACUUUGGAUUCAAGACUCUUGAGAGAUCAUACCUCUUGAAAGUCCAUGGGAAAGUUGUUGAAAGGCCUCAGCACAUGCUCAUGAGGGUUUCUGUUGGCAUUCAUAAACAGGAUAUUGAUUCAGCUGUCCAGACUUACCAUUUAAUGUCUCAGCGAUGGUUCACUCAUGCGUCUCCGACCCUCUUUAACUCUGGAACUCCACGGGCUCAACUGAGCAGCUGCUUUCUGAUCUGCAUGAAGGAUGAUAGCAUUGAGGGGAUUUAUGAUACAUUGAAAGAGUGUGCGGUUAUAAGUAAGUCAGCUGGGGGUAUUGGUGUUUCUGUUCACAACAUCCGUGCUACUGGAAGUUACAUUCGUGGCACUAAUGGGGAAUCUAAUGGUAUUGUUCCAAUGCUGCGGGUGUUCAAUGAUACUGCUCGUUAUGUUGACCAAGGAGGUGGCAAGAGAAAGGGAGCCUUUGCUGUAUACCUGGAGCCAUGGCAUGCUGACAUUUUUGAGUUUCUGGAGCUCCGUAAGAAUCAUGGGAAGGAAGAACACAGGGCAAGAGACUUGUUUUAUGGUCUUUGGAUACCAGAUCUUUUCAUGGAAAGGGUCCAGAGUGAUGGGCAGUGGUCACUCUUUUGUCCUAAUGAAGCUCCAGGUUUGGCAGAUUGUUGGGGUGCAGAUUUUGAGAGACUUUACACUAAGUAUGAGAACGAGGGCAAGGCUAAGAAGGUUGUCCAGGCACAACAGCUCUGGUACGAAAUCUUGACAUCCCAAGUUGAAACAGGGACACCAUACAUGCUUUUCAAGGAUUCAUGUAACAGGAAAAGCAACCAGCAGAAUCUUGGUACCAUAAAGUCUUCCAAUUUAUGCACUGAAAUCAUCGAAUACACAAGUCCAACAGAAACUGCUGUGUGCAAUCUUGCAUCUAUUGCUUUACCCCGAUUCGUUAGGGAGAAGGAUGUCCCCUUGGACUCACAUCCAUCUAAGAUUGUAGGCAGUUUGGGCUCAAAGAAUCGUUACUUUGAUUUCGACAAGCUAGCAGAGGUGACUGCAACCGUUACUGUUAAUCUCAAUAAGAUAAUUGAUGUGAAUCACUAUCCUAUGGAGACGGCUAAAACUUCAAACUUGCGUCAUAGGCCUAUUGGUAUUGGUGUGCAAGGUCUUGCAGAUGCAUUUAUUCUUCUGGGAAUGCCAUUUGAUUCCCCUGAGGCUCAGCAACUGAACAAAGGCAUAUUUGAAACCAUAUACUACCAUGCACUUAAGUCAUCUUCGGAGAUUGCUACUAAGGAAGGUACAUAUGAGACAUACCAAGGAAGUCCUGUGAGUAAGGGUAUUCUACAACCUGACAUGUGGAAUGUGAUUCCUUCGGAUCGCUGGGACUGGGCUGCUCUCAGAGAUAUGAUUUCGAAGAAUGGAAUUAGAAAUUCUCUUUUAGUAGCACCAAUGCCAACUGCUUCAACCAGCCAGAUUCUUGGGAAUAAUGAAUGUUUUGAGCCGUAUACCUCAAACAUUUAUAGUCGCAGAGUCUUAAGUGGUGAGUUCGUAGUUGUGAACAAGCAUCUUCUUCACGACUUGACGGAUAUGGGACUGUGGUCUCCUACGCUCAAAAACAAGAUAAUACAUGAGAAUGGUUCUGUUAUAAAUGUCCCGGAGAUUCCUGAUGACUUGAAGGCAAUUUAUAGGACUGUGUGGGAGAUUAAGCAGAGAACAGUGGUUGAUAUGGCGGUUGAUCGUGGAUGCUUUAUAGAUCAAAGCCAAAGUUUGAAUAUACACAUGGACAAACCCAACUUUGCCAAACUCACUUCCUUACACUUCCACACUUGGAAAAAGGGAUUGAAAACGGGGAUGUACUACUUGCGAUCACGUGCUGCAGCAGAUGCAAUAAAGUUUACAGUAGACACAGCGAUGCUAAAGGAGAAGCUUAAUGUAACUGAAGAGGAUGAAGGAACAAAGGAAGAAGACAAUGAGACGAAAAUGGCACAAAUGGUAUGCUCUUUGACAAACCCUGAGGAGUGUCUCUCUUGUGGAAGUUAAAACAAUCGAAAGUUGGUCUGAAAGAGCCUGCGUCUCUUUUAUGUCUGUGUGUGUUUUUCGUCUGUUGAUUUGUGUAGGGUUAACUUAAGUACUAUAUAAUGUAAUCUAGUUCCGAUAAAACUGCCUUGUUAUUCGUGUCGUGUGUGAAAGUUAACAAGUAUCCUUUGCGAAGUGUGUAACAAGAAGUUGCUCAAUGUCUGUUUAUGCUGCUUCUUUCAUCCUUCCUUGGAUGUCUGAAACUUAUACUA
Brassica rapa (field mustard) is the source of this 2948-nucleotide messenger RNA. Its product is annotated as ribonucleoside-diphosphate reductase large subunit. Lineage: Eukaryota; Viridiplantae; Streptophyta; Magnoliopsida; Brassicales; Brassicaceae. The record is from RefSeq and is a predicted model, not a curated record. Gene Ontology annotation, biological process: deoxyribonucleotide biosynthetic process. Gene Ontology annotation, molecular function: ribonucleoside-diphosphate reductase activity, thioredoxin disulfide as acceptor; ATP binding. Gene Ontology annotation, cellular component: ribonucleoside-diphosphate reductase complex.